Molecule: messenger RNA, 1369 nt
Organism: Phodopus roborovskii (desert hamster)
Lineage: Eukaryota; Metazoa; Chordata; Mammalia; Rodentia; Cricetidae
Gene: Idh3g
Product: isocitrate dehydrogenase (NAD(+)) 3 non-catalytic subunit gamma
Exons: 12
Coding region: 86-1255 (389 amino acids)
Biological process (GO): isocitrate metabolic process; tricarboxylic acid cycle
Cellular component (GO): mitochondrion
Molecular function (GO): oxidoreductase activity, acting on the CH-OH group of donors, NAD or NADP as acceptor; magnesium ion binding; NAD binding
Source: RefSeq, a predicted model, not a curated record
CUGUAGGCCGGACCUCUCGCUGUGCCGAAUUCUCGCGAGAACGAUGUCUUAACGGUUUGACCUGUAGGGGUCCUCACUUUUCGUUAUGGCGCUGAAGGUGGUGAUAGCUGCUGGCGGUGCUGCAAGGGCAGGAUUCAAGCCAGCUCUCCUCUGCCGUCCUUGGGAGGUUCUAGGUGUCAAUGAGGCCCCCUGGAGAAGCAUUUCCUCACCUCCAUCUGCUAAGUAUGGUGGGCGGCAUACAGUGACUAUGAUCCCAGGGGAUGGCAUUGGUCCGGAGCUCAUGUUGCAUGUUAAAUCAGUAUUUAGGCAUGCAUGUGUACCAGUGGACUUUGAAGAGGUACAUGUGAGCUCCAACGCUGAUGAGGAAGAUAUCCGAAAUGCCAUCAUGGCCAUCCGCCGGAACCGUGUGGCCCUGAAGGGCAACAUCGAAACAAAUCAUAACCUGCCACCAUCCCACAAAUCCCGAAACAACAUCCUUCGUACCAGCCUAGACCUCUAUGCCAAUGUUAUCCACUGUAAGAGCCUGCCAGGAGUGGUGACCCGGCACAAGGACAUAGACAUUCUCAUUGUUCGGGAAAACACAGAGGGAGAGUACAGCAGCCUGGAGCAUGAGAGUGUAGCUGGAGUGGUGGAGAGCUUGAAGAUUAUCACCAAGGCCAAGUCCCUACGCAUUGCUGAAUAUGCUUUCAAGCUGGCUCAGGAGAGUGGGCGUAAGAAAGUGACGGCUGUGCACAAGGCCAACAUCAUGAAACUGGGUGAUGGGCUCUUCCUCCAGUGCUGCAGGGAGGUGGCAGCACGAUACCCACAGAUCACCUUUGACAGCAUGAUUGUGGACAACACAACAAUGCAGCUGGUAUCCAGGCCUCAGCAGUUUGAUGUCAUGGUGAUGCCUAAUCUCUAUGGUAACAUCGUCAACAAUGUCUGUGCAGGGCUAGUUGGAGGCCCCGGUCUUGUGGCUGGGGCCAACUAUGGCCAUGUGUAUGCAGUAUUUGAGACAGCUACAAGGAACACAGGCAAAAGUAUUGCCAAUAAGAACAUUGCUAACCCCACUGCCACACUGCUAGCAAGUUGCAUGAUGCUGGACCACCUCAAGCUCCACUCUUAUGCCACCUCCAUCCGCAAAGCUGUCUUAGCAUCCAUGGACAAUGAAAAUAUGCAUACUCCAGACAUUGGAGGCCAAGGUACCACAUCCCAAGCCAUCCAGGACAUCAUUCGUCACAUCCGCAUCAUUAACGGCCGGGCUGUGGAAGCUUAACAGCUUAACUAUCCUUGCAGUUAUCUCAACCUGUCAAUAGGACCCUCUUCUCACUCUAGCACUCCAGCUAGCUUGGUGGACAGGCUCCAGAAUAAAGCCACUUCUGCCCCACAA